Molecule: messenger RNA, 1004 nt
Organism: Xiphias gladius (swordfish)
Lineage: Eukaryota; Metazoa; Chordata; Actinopteri; Istiophoriformes; Xiphiidae
Gene: mtif3
Product: mitochondrial translational initiation factor 3
Exons: 4
Coding region: 113-970 (285 amino acids)
Biological process (GO): ribosome disassembly; mitochondrial translational initiation
Cellular component (GO): mitochondrion
Molecular function (GO): translation initiation factor activity; ribosome binding
Source: RefSeq, a predicted model, not a curated record
GGUUUUGUUGCACCUGCUCCGACUCAAGUCGAAUGAAGAAGUCCGUGGCGGAAGGAGGCACAACAGUCGCCCUGCGGCUGAGAGCAUGAAUGAACGACAUUGACCCGCAGAUAUGUCUGGAGGUUGUGUGAGGUGGGUGCUAAACCAUGCGGUGAGAGCUGUGUGUGGUUUAAGUCCUGGCUACCGGACCCCAGCGUCGAGGUUUCUCAAAUGCAGCGAAAGAUCAAACAUCGUUGCUGCCUCCUGGAGCCGGCCCCCAUUCUCCACAGCAGUAGAUGACACCGAACAGACUCCUGCCACGAAGAAAAAAAAGCAGGACCCCAGAGCUCAUGCCACCAUCAGCAGCGUCGGCCGGAAGAUCCCGCAGCGACAGAUACAGGUGAUAAGCGAGACAGGCGAGAACCUGGGCACCAUGCACCGGGCAGAUGUGAUCAGAGUCAUGGACGAGCAGGGUCUAAAGCUGGUGCUGCUCAGCGAACACAAAGACCCUCCGGUCUACCAGCUGAUGAGCGGCAAACAGAUCCACCAGGAGCAGCUGAAACUGCGGGAGAGGCAGAAGGCGAAACCAGCUCCUGUGCAGGUGAAGGAGCUCACCUUCUCCUGUGGCAUCGCAUCUCAUGACCUCACCACCAAGCUGAAACAGGUGGAGAGCUGGCUGGAGAAGAAGCACCACGUUAGGAUUACUCUGCGAUCGGGACGCGAGGACCCUGCGGUCAACCUGGACACAGCUUUGGAGGAGAUGGUGCAACAAAUGGAGAUAAUGGUGGGAUUCGUUUCCAAGCCAAAAAUCAUACGUGACGGUCGAGCGGCCAUGUGCGUCCUCCGUCCGCCUUCGGCAAAGGAAAUCUCACAAAGAGAAAAGAACAACACUGCAGCGCCGCAGUCUGCCGACUCCGGUUCGAGGACAACUCCGAGCAGCGGAUCCCCUGUUAGCACCCCGGACACAACAGACGGGUCCAUACAGCAGUGAUCUGACGGAAAUAAAACAUUUUCACGAAAAACAA